Molecule: messenger RNA, 1335 nt
Organism: Sus scrofa (pig)
Lineage: Eukaryota; Metazoa; Chordata; Mammalia; Artiodactyla; Suidae
Source: RefSeq, a predicted model, not a curated record
AUGAAAUCUACUGUGACCGGAGAAAAGGCUGCCUGGGAGAAUUCCUUCCAGGUGUCCAACUCCGCGCCCCCACCCCGGGCGCCGCUCCCGCCCCGGCCCGGCCCACAGCGGAGCCACCGGAGAAAUAGGGUCUGCGGCCGAAGGCUGGAAAGGGUGGGUGGGUCAGGUCGGAGCCUCAACCCCAGCCCCCGAGAUUCCGACCUGAGGGUGGGGCCUCGCUUCCAGCGCCGCCGCCGCCCCUCGGUUACCUCGGUCCCGGCCGCCGCCGCCGCCGCUGCGGACUCUCAGCCUCAGGCACUUGCUUCGCUGAGAAGCCGCCGCCGCCAGCGCUCCCCGGACUCAGCUGCAGCCGCUUCCUCAGCCCGGCCCGGAGCACGCUCCUGGGUCCAGAGCCUCUCUUGGCCCCCGGCAACUGCCACUUCCAGCUGCCCCAGCAGCCUCGGCCGCGCUCCUCCCAACCCCCACUGGCCAACCGCCGCCGCUGCCGCCGCCGCCGCCAGGGCAAUGACUGUCUCAGGCAGCCCCGGACCCGGCCGGCUCCUCCCCGCCUUCGGCCCCGCCCUCCCGGCGCAAGCCCCGCCCCCUCGGACGCUCGGCCUUUCUUCGGCCGCCGGCUCCGCCCUCUCGCCCAGCUCCGCCCUCACGGCGCAGUCCCGCCGUCGCCCGUGCCUGGGCGUGUGCGGGCUCCUGGGACUCGCUGCUUGCCCCGCCGGGAGACCUUUCUGGGGGCGGCCCGGCGGCUCCGCCUGUCUCAGGGAUGGAGGCGGGAAGAGGGCGGGGGCUGCGUUCUCACGUCCCCGAGCUCACGCGAGUCGCUGCCCCCACCCACCCCGUCACCACUCGGCCGUGAGCCUUCCUUUGUCUUCCAGGCCUGAGAGAGUCGUUGCUUUGGGGGCCAUACCGCUGCUUAGAGGGCGAGAUCUGAAGAGGACCAGCAGCUUCUGUGUCAUACCUGGGAAUGCUCACCUCUUGGAAAUCACUAUUGAAGAAACCUGGCCGCCCUCCUGAAGAGGCCAUGUGGAGAGACCACACAGCAGGGCAUGUGAAGAAGCCUUGAGGUCAGAUGGAGAUGCAGAGAGGCCCAGCCAGUCCAGCAUCCUAUUUGGGCCUCCUGAUGACUCCAGCCCUAGUCACCAUUAACUGCAACCUCACAAAGAACCCCAAGUGAGCCCAGUGAAAGCAUUGUCCAGCUGGACCCAGUCGAACCACAGAACCAUAAGAGAUGUUAGAAUGAUUGCUAUUUUCAGCCUCUAAGUUGUGGAGUCAUUUGUUAUAUAGUAAUAAAGGAUUAAAACCCUACCUGAUGGAAAUAAUAAAUCUUCUAGUGUUCUGCAA